Messenger RNA from Zasmidium cellare ATCC 36951, 567 nucleotides. RefSeq lists its product as uncharacterized. Lineage: Eukaryota; Fungi; Ascomycota; Dothideomycetes; Mycosphaerellales; Mycosphaerellaceae. The record is from RefSeq and is a predicted model, not a curated record. The transcript has 2 exons. Bases 1 to 567 code for a protein of 188 amino acids.
AUGAAGAUCACUAUCCUCACCACAGCCCUCGCCAUGCUAUGCACAGCAUCCGCUGCCGCCACCAACAACAACCCACCACCCUCCUAUGGCGGAGGCAAAUGCGUCUCGCAACAGGAAGGCCAAAACUUCCUUCAGAAGUUCAUCGGCGUCCUCGGCAGAACCGAUCCAAACUACGCCGCUACCGCCCAAAAGAUCAUCGCGGACGACUUCGUCGAGUACUCCAACUCCAUCCUGUCUCUCCAAGGCUUGCCCCUCAGCGCGCCACUGGGCAUCGCCGCUCCGUUCAAAGAUGCCUGGAUCCAAGGCGUCACACAAGCGCCGGCCUUCAGCGGCAUCAAGACCCUCGAGGUCAUCGUCACCUGCGACCGGAUCGUCUGGUACUGGGUCUUCACGGGCAUCGGGAGCGCCAAGCACCCUGCGGCGGGCUUCAAUCUUUUCCAUUUGAAGCGCAAGGGCCCGCAGUUACAGGUUGAGAAGCUGUUUCUGGAGUUUGAUAGUAUUGCUUGGGGACUGGAUACGGGGAUUCAGGUUACGUAUCCUAAUGGGACGGUUUUGCCGCCGAAGUAG